UCCCUCAGCUGAUUCUCCUGGGCUGGAUCAUCACCUCCGAAUACUAGGGUGACAGGAGGGUUUGCAGAACCCGCCUCCAGCCUUCAGCCCCAGAUAAAUAGCAGCCUCCAGACCCAGGAGCAACGAGAAGUUUCUAGGCUCAACCCAGAGUUGAUUAAGCUCCUGGCUCCCUCGCCCCAGCGGCACUGGCUGUGAGCCUGGGCAGCCUGGCGGACAGACAGGGGUGGCUUGCUGAUUUCUGGUGAGGCCGGGGAGAGGGGCCGCCUGUGAGACUGCGGGUGACGGAGUCCCUGGGGGCUGGGACCAGCCACUGGUCGCCUGUCGUGGAGUGGAUGGUUCUGCUUUGGGGGCCCGGCGGAAGAGCAGCCUUCCUGUGACGGAACACCAGCCCACCGCCACCACCUUGCACGUGACCUUGGCAGGGGCUCCCUCUCGCUGAGCCUCCGUUUCCCUCCAGCUCGGCAGCACCAUGGCCGACGGCCAGAUGCCCUUCUCCUGCCACUACCCCAGCCGCCUCCGCCGAGACCCCUUCCGGGACUCGGCUCUCUCCUCCCGCCUGCUCGAUGAUGGCUUCGGCAUGGACCCCUUCCCUGACGACCUCACCGCUUCCUGGCCCGACUGGGCCCUGCCUCGGCUCUCCUCGGGCUGGCCGGGCACCCUGAGGUCGGGUAUGGUUCCCCGAGGGCCCACCACCACAGCAAGGUUUGGGGUGCCUGCAGAGGGCAGGAGCCCCCCGCCCUUCCCCGGGGAGCCCUGGAAGGUGUGUGUGAACGUGCACAGCUUCAAGCCCGAGGAGCUGCUGGUGAAGACCAAGGACGGCUACGUGGAGGUGUCUGGCAACCACGAAGAGAAGCAGCAAGAAGGCAGUAUCGUUUCCAAGAACUUCACAAAGAAAAUCCAGUAAGUAAAGCCCCGAGAGCGGAGUCCCUGAGCCAGACUGCCCAUGGGGGCUCCACGGCCAGCCGAGGGCAGCACUCAGCCCCCAC
Molecule: messenger RNA, 986 nt
Organism: Echinops telfairi (small Madagascar hedgehog)
Lineage: Eukaryota; Metazoa; Chordata; Mammalia; Afrosoricida; Tenrecidae
Gene: HSPB8
Product: heat shock protein family B (small) member 8
Exons: 2
Coding region: 470-904 (144 amino acids)
Biological process (GO): cellular response to unfolded protein
Cellular component (GO): nucleus; cytoplasm; protein folding chaperone complex
Molecular function (GO): protein homodimerization activity
Source: RefSeq, a predicted model, not a curated record